CAAGGCGUUUUUCACGCAGUCCUCUCAUCAACCUGGAGUCUGAAGACUCUUAUUCAACUUACAGUAAACAUAGCAGAAAAAACACCUAUAACGAACUAUUCGAUGGCUCGGAAACGGAAAAUUUUUGAUAAUAACCUUAGUCGGGAAAAUAAAAAACCUUCUCCUGAUUCAAAGAAUGAAAAUGCAGCUGAGAAGGUGAAUUUACUGAACGAUAAACUGUUAUCAUUGUACAAAAAGGAUAUCUCAGCAAAGCUCGAUAGUCCAGUUGCUGUAUUGAAUGACACAAAGAGAAACUUGGAUGAAAGUAAUUGUAAUUCAUCUACUGAAGAGAAUAGUAAAGUAGAAGAUAUAGAAAAAGCAAAAACAGCUGGGAAAACUCCUAAGAAAAUUUAUCAAGUGAAAAGAAAUACUGUUUUAACUCUGAAGCAUUCUUCUUUGACGUUUGAUGAUGUUGGAGGAAUGGACAAAUCGCUUAUGGAAGUUCUUCAGCUAUUCAUACAUCUUAAAUCUCCACAAUUAUUUGAAGCUAUGGGUGUGAGACCUGUCAGAGGUUUUCUUCUUCAUGGACCUCCUGGCUGUGGAAAAACACAUUUGGCUCGAGCUACUGCUGGUGAGCUUUCCCUGCCCUACAUUGAAGUUGCUGCAACAGAACUAGUAUGUGGCAUAUCUGGUGAAUCUGAAAGCAAAAUUAGGGAUAUGUUCGAGGAAUCUAUUAAAAGCGCACCUUGUAUUCUUUUCAUUGAUGAGAUAGAUGCUGUGAGUCCAAAACGAGAUACUGCCGACAAAGGGAUGGAAAAACGAAUGGUGGCUCAGUUGUUGAAGUGCUUGGAUGAGCUGAAUGAAAAGGAUGCUGUAUCUCAUGUUAUGGUAAUUGGGGCUACUAAUCGACCAGAUUCUAUUGACCCUGCUUUGCGACGAGGAGGGCGAUUUGAUCGUGAAAUAGCUAUAGGAAUGCCAGAUGAAAAAGCUAGGUUUAAUAUUUUGGAGGUCCUGUGUAAAAAUCUAAAACUGGCUCCCGAGUUUGACUUGAAUUGGCUGGCUCAUCACACCCCUGGAUACGUUGGUGCAGACUUAAAGAGUCUUAUUACUGAAGCUGUAAAAAUUGGUAUUUGGAGGAUAUGUAAAAGGCUUAUAAGUUCAACUGUUCAAGAAAACAAAGUAGACUGUGAUGGAGAAGGUGGUGAAGCACCACUGCCCGACAUUAAUGUAGAUUUGGAAACAGAACUUCCUCUUCUAGCAGUGCGACAAUGGUUUAAAACUAAAUCAACUGUAUUUGAUGAGCAAACUGAAAACCUUUAUUUUGAACAGUCAGAUUUUAAAGCUGCUAUUCAAAAUUGCGUUCCCUACUCAAAAAGGGAAGGUUUUGCUUCUGUUCCUAAUGUUACAUGGGAUGAUGUUGGAGGAUUAGCUGAUGUCCAAAAGAAACUGAUAACUUCAAUUUUGUGGCCAGUUAAGUAUCCAAAGAUUUAUGAGAAGAACAAUAUCACUAGCAGUAAAGGAAUCUUAUUGUAUGGACCUAAAGGUUGUGGCAAAACACUUUUAGCAAAAGCCAUUGCCAAUGAAUGUAGUAUCAAUUUCUUGUCAGUAAAAGGACCAGAACUGCUUAGUAUGUAUUUAGGUGAAAGUGAAAAGGCUGUAAGACAGUGCUUUCAAAGAGCCAGAAACUCUGCCCCAUGUGUUAUCUUCUUCGAUGAGCUAGAUGCCUUAUGUCCCACUCGAUCUGGCUCCAAUGUGAAUGCUGCUGCUGAACGUGUCGUGAAUCAGCUGCUAACAGAGAUGGAUGGGAUGGAACCCCGUCAUCAAGUCUUCGUUAUUGGCGCUACAAACAGAAUGGAGAAAAUUGAUUCAGCUAUGCUUAGACCUGGUCGAUUGGAAAAACGUAUCUUUGUCGAUAUACCUUCACCUGCUGGUCGGGUGGAAAUCUUAAAGAGUAUUACAAAGAACAAAACUGCUCCAAAGAUGUCUGAUGAUAUCAAACUAGAAACAGUAGGCCUUGAUUCAAGGUGCUCUGGUUUUAGUGGUGCCGAUCUUGCUUAUCUUGUUAGGGAAGCAUUUUUUAAGGCAAUGGAUGACCAAAUCAGCUCAACUUCCUUUGUAUCAGAAAUAGAAAUAAAAAUGGAGCAUUUUGAAUAUGCUUUUGGAGUGGUUAAGCCCUCUAUUGAGGAAAAAGAUUUGAAGUACUUCCGAAACCAUCCUGUACAUAAUCUUGGAACAUGAGUUUUAUUUAUUUAAAUGUAUAUUUUAUUUUUAAUAAUAAAUCAUUGUUUUU
Uloborus diversus is the source of this 2269-nucleotide messenger RNA. RefSeq names its product nuclear valosin-containing protein-like. The record is from RefSeq and is a predicted model, not a curated record. The coding region runs from base 103 to 2217 and encodes 704 amino acids. NCBI's taxonomy places the organism in Eukaryota, Metazoa, Arthropoda, Arachnida, Araneae, Uloboridae. Gene Ontology annotation, cellular component: nucleus. Gene Ontology annotation, biological process: ribosome biogenesis. The transcript is spliced from 18 exons. Gene Ontology annotation, molecular function: preribosome binding; RNA binding; ATP hydrolysis activity.